AUGUACGACAUUGCCAGCAUUAUCGCCAGCUUUCUGACGCCGUACAUGCUCAACCCCACCGCGUGGGGCUGGGGUGCAAAGAUGGGCUUCUUCUGGGCCUUGUGCUGUGCGACAUGGACAUUCUUCUAUCUUCCGGAGCCCAAGGGUAGGACAUACGGUGAGCCGGAUACCAUGUUUGAGCAGGGAACAAAGGUUCCGCGGCCGAGAUUGAGCGUAUGGCGCCCAGAACGUGAAGGGAACGUAGAACGUAAAGGCGAUCCAUACGUCGUCAAGAAAGCUGCCAAGGACCCCAAUUGUUGUUUUUGA
Messenger RNA from Trichoderma citrinoviride, 306 nucleotides. RefSeq lists its product as hypothetical. NCBI's taxonomy places the organism in Eukaryota, Fungi, Ascomycota, Sordariomycetes, Hypocreales, Hypocreaceae. The coding region runs from base 1 to 306 and encodes 101 amino acids. The record is from RefSeq and is a predicted model, not a curated record. The transcript has 2 exons.